ACCAAUGUAUAUUGUCUUGAAUUGUGAUUUUGAUCGGAUAGAGGAUAGACGCUAGUGACAAUGCACCGUUCGGUUUUUCUAGUGUUAGUUUCAACGAUAGUUAGUUAUUGUGAAGGUUACAGUAGUACGUUUGACAACUAUCUGUAUGAGACAGUUCUGAAUUCAACGGAAUGUGACGAGCAGUUGCAUUUCUUGGUAAACAGUACCUUAAAAUGGAGAUUCAUCGACGCCAGUGCCAAGAUACCAUCAGGAAUUUUAUCUGGCAACGUGAACGACCUCGGUGAUUACUAUCAAUGUCUUGAUAUAAAUCAACACAUAAAGAAUAUGGAUGUACAGGGAAAAUACUGCACUGUUACUGUACCGCUUGAUCAAGUAAUCCAAUUACCAGAAUGGCCAGAUGUGAAUUGGCCUAACAUAACAUUACCAGAAAUUCCACGGCCGCCUCUAGAUAAUGAAACUAUGAGAGAUAUAGAGUCAUAUUAUAAAUUAAGGAAAUGGGCCAUGAUGAUGGCUAGUCUGGACAGACAAGUCGAUUCGGUUGAAGAUAUAAGUACUAGAGUAUUCCCCAUGAUGACUACAGCGCAGUAUGGGCCAACAUUCGCAAUAUGUAUUCCCAAGGUGUGUUCUACUAAGCAAGCGAUGGACUUCAUACAAGACAGAUACCCUUUCUUCAAUAUAGAGUACAACGAAUCUUUUUGCCGCCUGCCCAAUGAUAAACCUUUCACACCUGCGGACAAAGUCGCAAUUACCGUGUUUUCGAUAAUUGGAUUUUUAAUAAUCAUCAGCACCGCAUACGAUUGUUACCACGUAUUUAUUUUGAAGACAGAAACGAACGUGCUUCACCGAGCAUUCUCCGUUUAUACAAACACAAGAAGGUUUCUUACCUUCAAAACACAUCCUGGCGCUUUAGAAUGUGUGGACGGUAUUCGAGCAAUUUCCAUGGCCUGGGUUGUGAUCGGGCAUACGUACGCUUUGACUUUACUAGGUUUUGUUCACAACUUGGAAGAAACAUUAGGAUGGUUACGCAAGUUCUCGAGCACUUGGGUCAAUUCAGCGCCACUCACAGUGGACACAUUCUUCCUGCUCAGUGGUUUACUUGGUGUUUAUACAACAGUCGGAAAAAUAAGUAGAGAUCGCUUCAUCAGAGUUAUUCACUUGUUUUACAUAAAUCGUUUACUACGAAUGUUUCCUCUCCUGGCUACAAUGGUUCUCCUCCAAGCCUCGCUUCUCAAUCACGUGUCGGACGGACCGUUCUGGCAGAACGUGGCUCUCGCUACUGAGAACUGCAGACAGUACUGGUGGUCGGCCUUAUUACAUAUUCAGAAUUAUGUCAAUUCUAAUCAAAUCUGUUUGACUCACACAUGGUACUUAUCUGUGGAUAUGCAGCUGUAUAUAGUCUGCCCAAUUAUAUUACUGAUGCUGUUUGGUGACAAGAAGAUCGCGUACAUAGCACUGGCUGGAAUUCUUCUACUCUCUCUUGUAUCAUCUACUCUGAUUAGCUUCUUAUACAACUUCUCUGCUGCCCUCGCUCACCCAGAUCGCAUAUCCGAAUUUGGGAACUACGCUAAAUACUAUUAUUUCAACACUCUCGCCAGGGCGCCGCCGUUCUUUGUUGGCAUGAUAUUCGGUUAUCUGUUGCACUUAUGGAAGGACAGGAAUAUUCGAAUCUCAAAGAUAAAUGUGGCACUCCUAUGGAGCCUUUCUUUUGCAAUGAUGGCAUUUUGUAUAUUUAGUGUUUACCCAGUGAUGCAGUUGGAGCACGAUGCUCAGAUCUUCGACAACUUCUUGAAUGCAUAUAUGAGAACUAUUUGGUCUUCUGCUGUUGGUUGGUUAAUAUUUGCCUGCGUGAACGGCUAUGGAGGUCCUAUAAACUGGUUUUUAUCACUUCACAUGUGGAAAUUGCCCGCUCGGCUCUCUUACGCUAUGUACCUGGUUCACUUCCCGAUCAUCAUGAUAGCCAAUGGCAGCUGGGUGAAGACCCAUUACUUCACAAAUGGUGAUAAUUUAUACAGAUUUAUGGCAGACAGACUUCUGGUUCACAUUCCUCGCUGCAUUUGUUUUGUGCAUCGCCAUAGACUUUUAAAAUGCUCCAUUCUCUACGUUGCAAAAACUUUUGUUGGGCGGAGGAGGAAAUAAAAGGCCAGCCCCAAAGGCAACUCACCAUAUACACGAGACAGAUCACAAGAUACGUUCGCCGUACAUAGAGACCGCAGAUAUAAAAACUUCGUUAUAACGUAGACAAAAAGUUAAAAAUUAACUGUAAAAAAAUAAUUAUUAUAAUUUAGGAUUAAGUUCCACAAAAAAAAAAACCGACUUCAUUUAUGGCAAAACUAAUUAUACGUAUUUUGCUUUGAUAACUAAACUAGUGAAUAGAGUUUGGUAAAGUUUCUAUGUUUUUUUUUACAACUUAGAAUCGCAAACAAGCUGACGGCCCACCUAAUGGAAAGUGGUAACCGUCGCCUAUAGACAUGAGCAGUACCAUGGACAUAACAGAGUAUACUGCUUCGCCCAUGAUACCCCCCACGCGUUGCCAUUCCUGAGGACUCGGGUGUUAUUCCUCUGUAACCUGUAAAUUCACAUUAACUGUCAAAAAAAAAUUAUAAUUUACAACCGAUUUUGAUAUUUUUUCUAUGGAACUAAUCUGCAAGUAUUUUCUUUCAAUUUUGGAAAUCGGUUUAUAAUUGACAGAUUUAUGAGCUAAAAAACUUAAAAAAAAAAACUACCGAAUUGUGAACAUCCUCCUCCUCCUUUUUUGAAGUCGGUUCAAAAUAGAAUAAUACAAAGAACUUGUGAUAUUGCGUAUAGUUAAAACUUAUGGGAACGUGGAAUAAAAUUAAAAUAUUUUAAAGUAUGUAUUAAGUAAACUAUUAAGUUAUGGGAUCUCGUGAUAGUAGUAAGUCAUAUUGUAUUAAAUUGUUUUUGUUUAGUAUAAUUUUUCUAUCUAAUGCAGUUUAUAUCUCUUAUUUUUUAGGAUUGUUGUCCUACAGAUAUUACAAUGCCAUAGAAUCAAAUAAUAUACUAAGUUUUCAAUAAAUAUAACUUAAAGCCGCUAUUAAAAAGUGUCUUGCAUAGUUUAAUUCAAAUUUUUAAAUUGAUGGUAACUCUAAACUUUUCUAUUGUAUUUAAAACCAUUACUAGAUUUUUUAUUAUCAAUAUAGUGACGAAUAGAUUUAAUGCGUUAUUUAUAAUAUUAGACACAAAAAACUUGUUUCAUUUCAAUGAGACAAAAUAAGCAGUCCAUCGAUAAGAGUUUACACUCUGUUGCUCUCUUCUUGGAGACUUCUUGGACUUGGAGUACCAUCUGUACUCGCUCCUGCAUGCGUCCGGUGAAGCUGUAAAAGCCAUCUGCGGUCAACAGCAAGAAAAGAUAAAAAAAAAGGAGUAAAUAUAAAAAAAAUUUGAUAAUUUUAAUAUUGGUGAACAAAACUCAAUGUUCUUGUGCAUAAUUGAGAAUAAAAGAUUAAAAAUAUGAACUUAAUUUAUUGUUACUAACAUAUAUUCAUAUAUUUUUAGUUAAAAUAUAUAAUAUUGAUAUUUUGUUAGUGGAUAUUGUUAUAGCAAUAAGUCGUAGUGAUAUUUGUAUUAUCACAUAAUGCAAAAUAUUAACAAAAUAUAUUUAUCAUUUUCA
Galleria mellonella (greater wax moth) is the source of this 3628-nucleotide messenger RNA. Its product is annotated as nose resistant to fluoxetine protein 6-like. The record is from RefSeq and is a predicted model, not a curated record. The coding region runs from base 61 to 2136 and encodes 691 amino acids. NCBI's taxonomy places the organism in Eukaryota, Metazoa, Arthropoda, Insecta, Lepidoptera, Pyralidae. Gene Ontology annotation, molecular function: acyltransferase activity, transferring groups other than amino-acyl groups. The transcript is spliced from 13 exons.